AUGGAAGACAAUCACAUUGAAACGCAUCAACAGAAGAAUAACGACGACGCAUGUUAUGGUAUUUCAAAUAUGGAUGAGAAUAAUGAAGUUGAAGAGACCCAAGGUAAUUCAAUCCAUGUGGUAUCCAUCGAAAACAGGCUUAAGAAAUUGCAUCCUAUCACUGAAGAAUGCAGCAUCUAUCGGGUUUCCAAACGACUACACAAUAUUCAUGAUACGGCCUUUGCGCCUCAAGCCAUCUCCAUCGGUCCUUUUCACCAUGGUCGAGAGGAGUUGAUGGCCAUGGAACAACUUAAACUCCGCUUUCUCCAUGGUUAUCUACGCCGCGUAGGAAUGGACGUUAAGGCUGCAUUUAAAAUUGCUCGGGAUUGGGAGACACGAGCCCGCAAGUGCUACGCAGAACCCAUAGACAUGAAGAGCGAGGACUUUGUGACAAUGAUGCUUGUGGAUGGAUGUUUCUUAGUGGAGUUCUUCAUAAUGGGUUAUGAAUUCAGUGGAAGUCAAACCCAAUAUCUCGGUGGUUGGUAUAUAGGAGUGGCUCGGCUUCCUAAGGUGCCCGCGAGAGAAGCAAACCACUUGGUUGAUUUAUUAAGCUUUUACUACGCCAUCCCCACAGUGACAAUUAGUGGAAACAACAACGGCCAGAAAUGGGAGCGUCCCCCAACUGCAACCCAGCUUAAAGAGGCUGGUGUUMGGUUCCAGAAAGCAAUAGACUGGAAACACAUUACAGACAUAAGCUUCAGAGACGGUGUUUUGAAGAUCCCUUGUUUCCAAAUUACGACGAGCUUUGAAACCCGUGUGCGAAACCUGUUGGCGUUUGAGCACUAUUACCACUUGGGGCGUGAUAAGAAGUGUUUACAAUAUUUUUCAUUUCUGGACGAUUUGAUAAGCACGGAGAAAGACGUAGGUUUACUUGUGAAGGCAGGAAUCAUCUCUAAUAAUAUCGGCGGUAAUCAUGAAGACAUUGCGAAGUUGUUUAACGAUAUGGUCAAAUAUGGCAACAUUUCAUCCUCGUUUUACUACUACAGCCAAAUUAGCCUGGAUUUACGUAAGUACUGCGACACACCGUGGCACCGGUGGAAGGCUUCACUAAAACGUGACUAUUUCAAUAGUCCAUGGACUUCUAUCUCCUUCCUUGCUGCAACCUUCCUCAUUCUCCUCACUGUCGUGCAAACCCUCUACUCUGCUCUACAAUAUCCCAACAAGUGAUUAAA
This is a messenger RNA of Momordica charantia (bitter melon), 1211 nucleotides long. RefSeq names its product UPF0481 protein At3g47200-like. NCBI's taxonomy places the organism in Eukaryota, Viridiplantae, Streptophyta, Magnoliopsida, Cucurbitales, Cucurbitaceae. The record is from RefSeq and is a predicted model, not a curated record.